AUGACUCGGCGCGGGGGGCUGAUCAUCAACUUCUCCACGGGCGAUGCGACGUCGAUGACGAUAAAAUCUGCGAUCAAGAGAGACGUCACGCACGGGGUCUUGAUGUUGGUCGCCUGGGGCGUGUUGAUGCCGACGGCGAGCGCGGCGCCGAGAAUGAAAUUUUUAUUCCCCGACGGCAAGUGGUUCUUGAUGCAUCAGAUUGGCGUGGUCGUCGGUGCCGUGGUAUUCGUCACGGCGGGUGCGAUGCUCUUGGCCGAGCACGACGAACGCGAAGAUGCACACAGCGAGUCUAGUACGUUUGACGCGCACAGCCGCAUCGGCAUCGCCGUCGGUUUUCUUUGGUUGGCGCAGUUUCUUCUCGGCGUGUUUCGACCGAAUAAGAACAUCACCGACAGCGCGCGCUUUGGAUUCAUCCCGUCGAGUUGGCGAAAGGCGUGGUUCCUUGCCCACGCUAGCCUCGGCCCAAUCACGAUCGGUUUGGCCUCCGUCGCGCUCGUCCUCGGCGCCGUACUGAUUCGCGAUAAAUACGUCGGUGAAACCGAUUCCGGAGUCAAGUUCCUCGCCGACGGUGGCGUUUACGGCAUCAUGGCUGCCGUUUGGUUCGUGUGCGCCUUCGGCGUCUGGCGCGACGGUUUCGCAAAGGCGAAAGGUGGCUUGGAAAAUUACGUCGCGCGCGAACCCACGCCGUCGGAGAGCAAUCGCAACGCGCGCGAGAUGCGGUUCACCGGCAUCACCGUCUCCCGGGGAUGA
Messenger RNA from Ostreococcus lucimarinus CCE9901, 750 nucleotides. RefSeq lists its product with no specific name. Bases 1 to 750 code for a protein of 249 amino acids. NCBI's taxonomy places the organism in Eukaryota, Viridiplantae, Chlorophyta, Mamiellophyceae, Mamiellales, Bathycoccaceae. The record is from RefSeq and is a predicted model, not a curated record. The transcript has a single exon.